Molecule: messenger RNA, 3324 nt
Organism: Syngnathus typhle (broad-nosed pipefish)
Lineage: Eukaryota; Metazoa; Chordata; Actinopteri; Syngnathiformes; Syngnathidae
Gene: sgsm3
Product: small G protein signaling modulator 3
Exons: 20
Coding region: 387-2717 (776 amino acids)
Molecular function (GO): protein binding
Source: RefSeq, a predicted model, not a curated record
GAAUGAACGAUAGAUUUGUUGUGCUACGUCACCGAUUGCUGCGCGGAAGGAUACUCAGAAGACCAUGUCACAACGACCUGAGUUCCGGGAUGCGGGACUAUUUCUUCGGAAUGGCAAAGAAGCGCGUUGAAAAGUGCAAGGAUACAGCGGAGUUACACGUUGCUAGCAGGUGCAUAAUGGUGAAUUGCCGAUUCCUUUCAGAGACGUCAUGAUGCAACAAUUGGCGUUUUCAUCUUUUUGUUCAUGGUGAACAAAACGUUUGCUGCUCACUGCAAGCUUAUGUUUACGUGAGACGGAUGACACGAUCCCGGACCUACUAGAACCCCUGACUUGAGAUUGAGCGCAGUCUUUUGGAUAGGGAAGGCAUCGCUCUCGAGUUCAGCACCAUGUCAGGCACGUACACCCCGGCCCCCGGUGGGCCCUUCUCAGCGCUCACUCCAAGCAUGUGGCCCCAGGACAUUUUGGCUAAGUACCAUCAAAAAGACGACGCGGAAUUGAAUGGACUCAAGUAUGAUGAGUUUGGCUUCAGGGUGGACACAGAAGAGACUGACGAUCCCAGUCCUUGGCUCGGCACUGAAGGCUCACCGCAACGUGAAAACCCGCAGCAGAGGUUGCGCUGGCAAGCCCAUUUGGAAUUCACGCAUAAUCACACCGUGGGCGACCUGACCUGGGAGCUCAUCGCGCCCGUCCUCCCGCGCUCCGAACGCCUGCGGACGCUCGUACUCGGCGGCGUUCCUCAUAGCAUGAGGCCGCAGUUAUGGAUGCGUCUGUCGGGAGCCCUGCAGAAGAAGAGGACCUCUGAAAUCUCCUAUAAAGAAAUCAUUAAGAACAGCUCCAAUGAGGACACCUCCACAUCUAAACAGAUAGAGAAGGACUUGCUGCGCACGAUGCCCACCAACGUGUGCUUCAGCAACCUGACGAGCGUUGGGGUCCCGAGGCUGCGACGGGUACUUCGAGGCUUGGCCUGGCUUUACCCCGACAUCGGCUACUGCCAGGGAACUGGAAUGGUGGUUUCCUGCCUGUUACUCUUUAUGGAGGAGGAAGAUGCGCUAUGGAUGAUGUGUGCCCUGAUUGAAGACCUCCUCCCUCCAGCGUACUUCUCCUCCACCCUACUGGGCGUCCAAACGGACCAGAGAGUGCUUCGUCAGCUCAUCGUUCAGUACCUACCGGCCCUUGACCGCCUUUUGCAGGAGCACGACAUCGAGCUGUCUCUGAUCACGUUGCACUGGUUCCUAACAUCCUUUGCCAGUGUGGUGGACAUCCGUUUGCUCCUCCGGAUCUGGGACCUCCUUUUCUACCAGGGCUCCUUAGUGCUCUUUCAAAUCACGCUGGGCAUGCUGAAGAUCAAGGUGAGCUCCCGUACCUUGAAUUCUUUUCCAAAGGCGUUUUAUAAUGUAAGGCGUCUCCGUCUACCUCAGGAGGAGGAGCUCAUAUCGUCCGAGAACUCUGCGUCUAUUUUUAACACUCUGUCCGACCUACCGAGCCAGUUGAGGGACGGGCCGGCCGUUCUCGGGGAAGCUUUGAGGCUGGCAGGGAAUCUGUCACAGGACGCCCUGGAUGCUCACCGACACAAGCACCUGGCUUACAUCCUCAACGAGCAGGCCCAGAUGGAUAGCGGGAGCGCGCCGCUCAAUUCCAAUCUCAACAAGGUGGUGCGGAGGCAGUCCCUUCGUCGAAAGUCCACUUUAAGCUCUCUGCUGUUUGGGGAGGAUGACGCCGAAGCUCUCAAGUCCAAGAACAUCAAGCAGACGGAGCUGGUGGCGGCCCUUCGAGAGGCCAUCACUCGCGCGUCCGAGCAUUUCCACUGUCUUGACCCGCGCCACUCCAGCACUGAGCUAACCCCGGACUACUCCAUGGAAAGCCACCAGCGGGACCAUGAAAACUUCCUGGUGGUGUCCCGGAACCGACGGCGACGAGCCAAGGCUUUGCUGGAUUUCGAGAGGCACGACGAUGACGAGUUGGGCUUCAGGAAGAAUGACAUCAUCACGAUUGUCUCACAGAAGGAUGAACACUGUUGGGUUGGGGAGCUCAAUGGCCUUCGAGGCUGGUUCCCCGCAAAGUUUGUGGAGAUCCUCGAUGAAAGAAGUAAAGAGUACUCGUUAGCAGGAGACGACUCUGUAACCGAAGCUGUGACCGAUCUAGCCAGAGGGACUCUAUGCCCGGCGCUGAAGGCCAUCUUUCUGCACGGCCUGAAGAAACCCUCCAUUUUGGGCGGGCCCUGUCACCCGUGGUUAUUCAUAGAAGAGGCGGCCAGCAGAGAGGUCGAGAGAGACUUCAACUCGGUCUACUCCAGACUGGUGCUGUGUAAAACCUACAGGUUAGAUGAAGAUGGGAAGGUUCUUACGCCAGAAGAGCUCCUAUACCGGGCGGUGCAGUCUGUCAACAUGAGCCAUGAUGUCGCUCACGUUCAGAUGGAUGUUAAGUUCCGCUCUCUGAUCUGCGUCGGCCUCAAUGAGCAGGUGUUGCAUUUAUGGUUGGAGGUGCUGUGUUCCAGCAUGGCGGCCGUCGAGAAGUGGUAUCAUCCGUGGUCAUUUCUACGCAGUCCAGGAUGGGUUCAGAUUAAAUGUGAACUCAGGGUCUUAUCAAAGUUUGCCUUCAGUCUUUCUCAAGAUUGCGAAUUACCGGAGCAGAAAGAGAAGGAGCAGAGGCCGCUGAAAGAGGGCGUGCAAGACAUGCUGGUGAAGCAUCAUCUCUUCAGCUGGGACAUUGACGGCUAGACAAACUGCAUCCUAACUGGUGUGUGCUUGUGUGUGAUUUAGUAUGUGUGUGUCUGAUUCUUGGACACACUAUGGACUGAAAUGUUGGACAGUGGUAACGCAUUUCAAUAGAUGACCCAGUUACCAUUAAGGUCACUGGUUUGUCUGUGCAUCACGAUGCAUCCUAUUUUUUCAGUCUGGUUUUGAAGGGUGUUUUGUAAAUGUUUUCCCGUGGAGGUCAAACAAGGUGAGCAUGAAGUACAGAAUGAUCUGUAUCCACUGGACUGCAACACUUUAUUUCAGCCAUUUUUUUUUUUUUUUCCUCCCCAACUUGUUUAUUAUUGGCACAGGAGGGAGACCGGAAGGACCUUUCACCUGCUGUUCUUCAAUUUAACUAUCAAAAGACCAAAACCACCUUCAAGCUUGUAAAUGUUAAAAAGUAUUUUCAGAGAAAAUUUCAUGAUUGCAUAUCACACUACAUGUUUAAAUCCUAAUGUUGCACAUGCCAAGUUUAGCCUUCGCAGAUUGUGUCAUAUUAAAUGUGCACUACGUGAACAGUGGUAGCCAACGCUGCACGGUGAAGAACAAUGUUGUCGUGCAAUCCAAAUAAAUGUUACCUUAUUAGAUA